Molecule: messenger RNA, 2075 nt
Organism: Hypanus sabinus (Atlantic stingray)
Lineage: Eukaryota; Metazoa; Chordata; Chondrichthyes; Myliobatiformes; Dasyatidae
Gene: lrrc40
Product: leucine rich repeat containing 40
Exons: 15
Coding region: 53-1849 (598 amino acids)
Molecular function (GO): protein binding
Source: RefSeq, a predicted model, not a curated record
GAGCGGCCUUCCUGAAUCGGGCGUGUUGUGCCGGUUGUCGAUUCCAGCGGCAAUGUCCGGCAGGGGAGGAGGCAGGUUCGCCAAUUCCAGGGCAGGAUUUCAACCUGCACUGAAAGAAGAACCUGUACCAGCAGGUUUAAUUAAAGCGGCAAGGAAGAGUGGACAGCUGAACCUAUCCAACAGAGACUUGAGUGAGGUGCCCCAGAGUGUAUGGCGGAUAAAUGUGGACCCACCAGAGGAUUGUCAUUUGAAUGUCUCAUUUAAUGCAAGUGAUCGGUGGUGGGAUCAGACAGACUUAACUAAACUUAUCCUGGCUUCCAACAAACUGGAGUUCUUGUCAGAAGAGAUUCAGCUUCUACCAGCCCUCACAGUACUUGAUGUCCAUGACAAUCAGCUGACUUCUCUUCCUCAAGCAAUUGGACAGUUGCUGAAUCUCCAGAAGCUCAAUGUCAGCCACAAUAAACUAACAGAACUGCCCGAUGAACUUUGGAAUUUAAGGACUUUGAAAAAUCUGCAACUACAAAAUAACGAAUUGGAAAGGAUACCAGAUGGUAUAGAUCACCUUGUUCAUUUGGAAGACCUGGAUAUAUCUAAUAAUCGACUUUCCACAAUUCCAAGUGCGCUUGGUGAGCUGGCAGGUCUACUGCGAUUUAAUCUGGCUUCUAACAAGGUGAAGAGCAUACCGCCAGACAUCAGCAAAAUGAGAAGUUUAAAGUAUCUGGAUGCAACUCAUAAUGAACUGGAAUGUGUCCCUCCAGAAUUAGCAGGCAUGGUUUCAUUGGAACAGCUGUAUUUGAGGCAUAAUAAGCUUCGCCACCUACCGGAGUUUCCAUCUUGUAAAUAUCUGAAGGAACUGCAUGUUGGAAAUAACCAGAUUGAGUAUUUGGGGCCAGACCACCUGAGACCUUUAAGUGCUAUCAGUACAUUGGAGCUCCGUGACAACAAACUGAAAUCAUUGCCAGAUGAAAUUCUUCUGCUUCAAGGCCUAGAGCGACUGGACCUCACAAAUAAUGAUAUUAGCAGCUUGCCGUAUAAGCUGGGGAAUCUUCCGAAGUUGAAGUCUCUGUUGCUGGAGGGCAAUCCACUGCGUUCUAUUCGUAGAGACAUUAUUAAUAGAGGAACACAAGAACUUCUCAAAUACUUGAGGAGUAGAAUUGAAGCUAACGAAGGUGACAAUGGUCCAGCAACAGCUAUGACAUUUCCAAGUGAGUCUAAGCCCACUGUGUACAGCCUAGGAUCACACAAGGUUUUAGAAUACUGUAACCAGAAGGCCGCUGUUGUUCCUGAUGACGUAUUUGAUGCCGCUAAUGGAACUCUCAUUGCUACUGUGAACUUGAGUAAGAACUUGUUGACUGGAGUCCCUCCUAGGAUUGCAGAGCUUAAAGCCACAGUGACCGAUGUAAAUCUUGGUUUCAACAAGCUUGUUUCCAUUUCUUUGGAGCUUUGCACACUGGAGCACUUGGUACAUCUGGAUCUUAGAAAUAACAUUUUGACUUCAUUACCGAUGGAAAUGAAAAAGCUACAACAAUUACAAACUGUAAUCCUUUCAUUUAACAGGUUUAAAGAAUUCCCUGAUGUGCUAUACAGUAUUCCAGCACUGGAAACUAUACUGAUCAGCAACAAUCAGGUUGGGGCAAUUAAUUCUAGCCAGUUGCUGCAACUUGACAAACUAUCUACACUGGAUAUGCAAAACAAUGACCUAAUGCAUGUCCCACCAGAAUUGGGGAAAUGCAGAAACCUAAGAACUCUGCUACUUGAAGGAAAUCCAUUUCGUAAUCCGAGGGCAGCUAUUUUAGCAAGAGGAACAAAUGCAGUCUUGGAAUAUCUUAGGAGUCGCAUUCCUACAUAAAUCUGUGUCUUAGAGAAUAAGAUUUUUCUCAAGGUGUUCGAUUAUGGGUUCUGUUGAUAAAGUUGGCUUAAUGCUAUAGCUUAAUAUUUUCUGUGAUUUAUUUGAAUAAGUUUUAUUAUAUUUUACUUGUUUCAGAGGCUUCUUGUAUCUUUGAUUAUUUCAAUUUAUAUUUAUAUUGUACUGGGUUGGAAUUCUUUGAAAUGCAUUAAAGCUUACUUAGCUUGGA